CUUGUGACGUGAGGAGCUUGUCUCUUCCUUCCUCCCGUGCUUGUCUGCUCUCGUGUAAUGAGUGACACUUAACUACUUCAUAAAAACCUCAGAUACUUUCGAAGCUCAACAUCAUCAUCUUCCCUCAAAGGAGCGCGGAGACGCCUCGAUGCCGCGGACCACGUGAAUUACCUCUGAGAACUAUAUACGUGCAGCGGAAAGUGAUUAGGAAAGCAAUUAGUGGACGUCCGGUUUACAGACUGAAGCAGAAGCCGAAGGAGGAAGAGAAGGAGGAAGAGGAAGAGGAAGAAGUUGACCAGGUGACGGAGGACGAGGAAGACGAAGAAGUUGACCUGGUGACCGAGGACGAGGAAGACGAAGAAGUUGACCUGGUGACGGAGGACGAGGAAGACGAAGAAGUUGACCUGGUGACCGAGGAGGAGGAAGAGGAAGAAGCUGACCUGGUGACCGAGGAGGAGGAAGAGGAAGAAGAAGGUGACCAAUUGACCGAAAAGGAGGAUGAAGAAGUUGACCAGGUGACCGAGGAAGAGGAAGAAGUUGACCAGUUGACCGAGGAGGAGGAAGAAGGUACCAGUUGACCGAGGGAGAGGAGGAAGAGGAAUAAGUUGACCAAGUGACCCCAACAAGCGACCCAGCGCCACCACCUGUUGACCUGCCUCUCCCUCCCUCCCCUGCCUCCUCACCAUGACCUCCUCCUCCCCCGGGUCCUCCUCCUCCCUCAGAGCCCGCACCUUCUGCCUCGCCUUCGUCCUGCUCCUUAAUCAGCACACAGGGUGUGCGGGCGAAGGGUUCCAGCGGUUCUUGGUGACGCCGGAGAGCCUGGUGGCGCGGGAGGGCGAGGACGUGACCCUGCGCUGCGUCGUCCAGAACCAGCGAGGCAAAGUGCAAUGGACCAAGGACGGCUUCGCUCUGGGGUUUCACCGGGACGUGCCAGGGUACCCGCGCUACACAUACCUCGGAGACCCCGCCAGAGGGCAGCACCACCUCUCCAUCACCAGCGUGGCGCCCUCAGACGCUGGGGAGUACCAGUGCCAGGUGGGGCCAACGGUCUCCAACCCCCCCAUAUGGGCCGCCGCGAACCUCAGCGUCGUGCUUCCCCCCCGCGGCAUCAGCCUCGUGGGCCAGAGUGACGGCUCGGCGGUGGAGGUGGUGGCCGGCGCCUCGCUCACCCUCCGCUGCCGUGUGCCUGACGCGCGCCCGCCGCCAACCCUCCUCUGGUACCUGGAUGAGAAGCAGCUCCCGAAAGACCAGGUGGACUCCCAGGUGGUGCGGUCGGUGGUGCCUCACAGAUGGAGUGUGCGGAGCAAGGUCACGCUGCAGCCCCGCACUCAGGAUGAUGGGGCGCGGGUCAUAUGCCGCGUGCUGCACCCGGGCCUGGAGGGCGGCGGGGCGCUGGCCACCUCCGUGACGCUCUCUGUCCUGCACCCGCCGGGGCCGCCCUUCAUCAGGGGCCUGGCAGAGGGGGACACGCUGCGGGCGGGGGAGCGACGGAACCUGACCUGCACCUGUCCAGGAGGCAACCCUCGCCCCUCCCUCAUCUGGUACCGUGCUGGCCGCCUCUUCGACGACUCCUACACAUCAGUAGUGCAGGAGCAAGGCGUCCUCACCGUCAACACACUCGAUCUGCUGGCGACGGAGGCUGACGACGGUGUGGUGCUUGAGUGCAGGGCUGCCAGCGACCUCCUGCACCUGCCGCUCACUGCUAACAUCUCGCUCUCUGUCUACUAUGGGCCGACGGCGGUGCGGGUGAGCGGGCCGGCGCGGGCUGAGGAGGGCCAGUCCGUGGCGCUGCGCUGCGAGACGUCGCCCUCAAGCCCGCCGUCUUCCAUCACGUGGCGCGUCAACGGGGAGGAAGUGUCUUCGGCCAACGCUGUGGUGAAGCAGGCGCCUUCCGGGGGUUGGGUGACCUCCUCCAGGCUGGUGUGGCAGGUGGAGGGGCCGUGGCAGGGCCAGGCGCCGCGCCAGCUGUCGGUGGAGUGUGGGGCCAGCCACCAGUCCCUGCGGCAGGCGCCUCACCACACGCUCCUCAUCACCCUCGUCAAGCCAGCCGGUGCCCCCGUGCUGGGCGGCGAGGUGCUGCAGCCGGUGGUGGCGGGCAGUUCCGUGGCAGUGACUUGCGCCAGCCCAAACAGCCUGCCGCAGACCUCCAUCAGGAUCUACCACGGCGGGAGGAUCGUGGCGUCCCGGCUGGAGCACACCCCGGCCAUCACCCAGGCCCGGGGCAGGGUGAGGGUCAACCCGCCGGACAACGACUCGGAGAUCAAGUGUGAGGUGGUCAGCCCGGCCAGCACCAAGCCAAAGGUCACCUCCACCUGGCUCUCCGUCCUGUUUCCACCCAGGGAGCUGAUGGGUUCUCUAGAGCCUGAGGUGGCACAGGAGGGGUCCCAGGUUACUCUCACCUGCCUCACCUCGUCCAGCAACCCCCCCGCUAAUCUCACCUGGACGUCCCAAGGCUCACCGCCCCCCAUGGCCACCACCACCACCGCCCCGGCAGCCUUUGGGGGCACAAGUACGAGGUCUGAGGUGGUGAUGGUGGUGCAGGCCCUGGACCAUGAGAGGCGCCUGUCGUGUGAGGCGGACAACGGCUUCGGCUCAUCCCUGCAUAAGAGUUUUGUCCUGAAUGUCCUGCACGCUCCCGUGUGGCGAGAAAAGCCGCUGCAGCAAGUGGAUGUGUGGGAGGGCGAAGACGUCUCCAUCACUGCCAGCGCCUCGGCCAACCCCGGGCCCGUCAGGUACUGGUGGCGGCGCGGGGAGGAGACCCUCGUGGGGGCGGGAGGAGCACUGCGUCUGGGGUCUGCCGUGAGGAGCAUGGCCGGCAACUACUCCAUCAGCGCCUACAGCCAGCGUGGGGCCAUCAACACCUCCUUCUUCCUUAAUGUGCAGUAUGCACCAGACAGGGUGAUGGCCCCAGACAAAGUGAUGGUGGAUGAGGGAGAGGCGGUGGACAUCCGCUGCUCAGCCUCAGGCAACCCCUUACCCUCCCUCACAUGGAUGGCAGGGAACCAGAGCGUGGGGUCGGGCGUGGGUGUGGCCCGACUGGUGCUGCGCUCGGCUCAGAGGAAGGACACGGGGCUGUACACGUGUCAGGCAUCAGGCAGCCUUCCGUCACCCCCCCAGCCAGUGCCCACCAAGCUGAUCGUCACACAGCCAGUGACAAUAGCUGAGGAGGGGAACACAGUGAAGGGCUCCUGGGCCUCGCUGGGGGGAAGGGGUCGGCUGGUGUGCCAGGUGAGGGCAGCCCCGUCACCCACCUUCCUCUGGACCACGGACGAGGGAGAGAAGAUCUACAACAGCAACAAAUACCUCAUCCAUCAACCAACAGAGGUGGACGGCCUGGUGACCUGGUCCUCGGUGCUGGAGGUGUCCAACGUAUCCCUGCAGGACUACCGGCCUUACCACUGCUCCGCCACCAACCCCCUCGGCUCAGGCUCCACCGCCCUCACCCUCCAGCCCCCCUCACGGCCCCUCCCGCCCACCAACCUCACAGUUAUCAGCGUGAGCAAUGUGUCUGUGGUGCUGGGCUGGACCCCAAACCUGGAGGGCAGCCGUCCUGUGGGCUACACCGUCAGGUAUCGCCCCACUGGCACUCGCUACUACCAGUAUGAGGAGGUCCCUGACGGCAGCAGCACCAGCACUGAGGUGGGUGGCCUGACGCCUGACGUGGAGUACAGCCUCACCGCCCAGGCCAAGAACAACCAAGGCCACUCAGACUAUGUCACGCCGCCCAUCAUCGUCACUACGCUAGCAGGAGGAGGGGAGGUUGGAGGGGGUGAAGAUGCCUCCCAGGUCACCAGCUUCCUCCUCCUGGCAAUCAUCAUGGCAGUGUUUGGCCUCCUGGUGCUCAACGCCAUCGCCAUCGCCUGCUUCGUGCACCACCGCACCAAGAAGAGGGCGGCCCUGAGAGGCGUCCACCCUGCCAAAGCCAGCACAGCCAACGCACUGAGCAGCAUCACCGCCAACGCUGACCACCGCCACCACCACCACCUCCACCACCCACACAACCAAGUCCUGCUGGCUCUUGACAGUUUGUCCUGCCAGAGGAGUAAAAAGUCCAAGGGUCGUUUGAGGCCAGGCAGGAACAGGCUGGCCAAUGUGAUCCCCUUGCCCUCCCCUUCAGCCCAUCGGAACAAGAUGGCCCAUGUCGGGAAGUUCAGCAAGCACACAAAAGGUCCUCAGAAGAGCAGCUCAGCGUUUAUGCAUAACGGGAAAAUACCACGACCGCCUCCCUUCCACCAGCACAACAACAAGAGCGGCUCACACCCUCUGCAGGUCUUGGCGCCUGAGAACAGCAAAACCUCAAAGCAGAGAAAGCAAACCACUCCAUCGCCAAGUGUCCCUGAGGCGUGUUCCCUCCUUGUGGCACAUAACCAAGAGAAGAUCAUUGCCUCUAGAUCCAGACAUGCUAACAAUGACCAAGUACAGCUUUCAGACUCCUCACGGGAAAGCACACAAACGGCAAUCUUCUGUGAGGACAAUAUCCCUGAGCCACCUCCCAGAACAGCUCCAGAGAAACCCUUACACCUUCCAGAGCACCAGAGAGCACAGGUCAGUCUACACCAGCUGAACAGUGAGGUCAAGCAGUACUUCCAGAGCAGAGAAGCAGCCCAGCAAAGAAACACUGAAGAGGAAUCGAGUAAGAGCCUUGAGUACAUUAACUUAGACAACUGUACAGGAGACACUAUAGAGCCUGAGAGUGCAUCUGGCCAGGCCCAGGAAUACAACUACCACCAGGCAAGCCCAGCACAGGUAGAUGAAGAGCUGUUCACCUCGGACGACACCACCACCAGCUCGGAGUAUCAGGUCAUCAGGAACACUCGACCUGCACCACCCAUUCCAUUCUCACACGUACAAGAGGGACUUCAGACGUCAACCCACAUGAUGCAAGAGUCACGAAUCCCUCACCAGCAGCAAGAUAUCCAGCACGCACCAGGUCCUCCUCCACCACCCAAGAGCACCAAUACAAUACCGUCACCAGCAGCUCUUGAUUACUGGCCGCCCGCAACAUCACCAGGCCACAUGCAGCAACAUCGCGUGCACUCCGCUUCCCCCACCAGGGCAAGGAUGAUCCACCAGCCACCUGAGCCACCCAUCAAGCCCAGGCAGGUAAGGGCAGUCUCGUACUCACCAACCAUUCCACAACAGGGUGAGGGUGCCCCGGGAUCACCACCAAGUGUCAGGCAUCAAAGGACAGCAUCAGAGUCGCCUGUAAGAGUGACUCACCACACGAGGCAGGACUCACCAGGCAGAACGAGUCAGCAUAUGAGUCGAGCAUCACCAGUCAGAGUCGUCCACCAUGUGAGUCCCGAGUCACCAGAGAUAAUAAGACGUCAGUACCGGGCGCCAUCUGAGUCACCCGUCCGAACUGUUCACCACAUCAGCACUGAGUCACCAUCGUCAGCCAGGAGUGUGAUGAGGAGAAAUUCAGAGUCACCACACAGGCUUGCAGAACAUGAGGGAAUCUUAAAGUCACCAAGCAGGGAGAUGAGUAACUUGGUUCCUUCCCAGUCAGCAGCCAGGUCUAGACAGCAACCAGGAGAGUCACCAAGCAGAGUUAUACAGAGACACUUGGAAUCACCAGUUCAGUAUCGGGAGUAUCACAAGGCACCGCCAGAGUCACCAGCUGGCAGCCACGGUCACCACCCUCCACUCACACCCACUAGGCCACACCAAAACCAGGUCACCAGCACACCCAGGAGUUACAAAGCUCACCCAUCACCAGACUCACAAGUUGGACACCAGUCUAACCCCCCACACCAGGGCUUGCCUCACACACCACAGAGGCAGCAGCAGAACCAGUCACCAGGCCAUGUUGUCAUCAGCCGCCGAGCACAAACGCCUUCACCAGUCUCACACAAGAAUCCAAGACCCUCACCACUGUCUCCUAAAUCAAGUGUGCCUGACCUCACCUCCCCAGAACUCCACUUCAGCACCCCACAAGCUGCAUUCUCCUUAGGGCAGCUUAAUUCUCUCCAGCUCACUUCACUUCCUCCAUCAAACGCAGGUCGGUACAACCUUCCACCAACUCCACCUCGGCCCAAGAAGCCUCGGCAGCUCCCUUCAUUCCCUCCAUCGCAUCCCACACUGGUCCAGCCGUUGCCUCGACCGCCAACCAACACAGCUGCUCGCCAGUUAUCACCGGAGGAAAUAUCAACAUCAUUUGUGGUGCCUGAAGCUCCCCAAAUGCAGGACAAAGAACAGGCCUUGUCUCACCUGCCACCACCGAGGUCUGUCAGUGAAGCAAAAAGCCAUGAGAGCAAAAAGAGGUUCAGGGACAUUGUUAAGGCAUCCGGCUCCCCUAGCACAGUGCGUCGACAGGUUGCCAUUCAGACGGACAACUACCAGGUGGAACAGAGCACCCAGAGUGUAAGCAGCAUGGCCACACAGUUCGCCUCGGUCAACUCCCCCAUCGCCACCAGCUCGCCGCUCACCCACAGGCGCCGCGCACGCUUCCCUGAUGACUUCUUGUGGCAGGGCGCUUCAGGCAAGAUGUGAGAUGCUCUGAGUGUGUUUGGUAUAAAGAAAUAUGUUUGGUUUACUAGAUCCAUGAUACACUACAAGAUUAAAAGAGAAAGAAAGCUCAGAGGAGGUAGACUCUUGAGUGUACAUUGGCUUUGGUGAACUCAAGACUGUUACACAUUUUGUCUUCAGAUGAAUUUUACCAGAGCACAGAGAAGGCCACACUGACCGACCCCUGAAUGGUAUUAAUAAUCUUUCCUCAUCCUCAUCAGAGCCUUCAAAGUGUCAGUGUUCCAUGUUUAUUAUCUUAAUCAUUAUGGGAUGUACUGAUACUGAGAACCAACUAAGACAUACCAAACAAUUACUUUCAUGGGAGUGCAAAACAGAUUGUGAAGGUUUGGAGAGCAUCAAGCAGAGAGACAAGAAGAGAGGAAGCUAAAUCAGAUGGCACAAGAAAGAAUUAUGAACUCCAGAAGAAACAAAUGAUUACAAAGCAGAUACCCUGAAACACUGGAAUGAGAGAAGUGAGGAAGGUGAAAUGAGGAGGGGGCAGGGUGUGGAGUGCAUUGAGCAGUGAGAUAAGAAGAGGAAGGAAGCUGAACAAGAAAGAAGGAAUGAAGAAACAAAUUAACACAAAGCAGAUACCCUGAAACACUGGAAUGGGAGGAAGUGAGGAAGAAGGUGAAGUGAGGAGGGGUCAGGGUGUGGAGUGCAUUGAGCAGUGAGAUGAAAAGGAGGAAGCUGGAUUAGAAAGUACCAGAAAGGAGGACUCAAGAAAAAACAAAUCAUCACAAAGCAGAUUCCCCAAAGCCCUACUGAACAGGAUGAAACAAGGGAGGUGAAGUGAGGAAGGUAGAGGAAGCUUAACCAGAGCCACAAGAAAGAAUAACAACCAAGAAGAGAAGAAUAGACCCCAAAAUACCACCUUAAAACACUACAGACUGGGAUAAAGCAACUAUGGAAGGAAGAAAGGAAAGAAGGAUGGUUGAGACACACAGGGAUGACUUGGGCCUCAGAAAACCACAAGAAAGCAGGAACAACCAAGAAGAGAAGAAUAGGCCCCAAAAUACCACAUUAAAACACUACAGACUGGGUUAAAGGAAGGAAGGAAGGAAGGACGGUUGACACACAGGGAUGACUUGGACCUCAGACGCUGCCCCACAACAAUCUUCAUACACGAUCGUCUUCUUGCGUGACCUCGAGUGCCAGAAGGAGUCCGAUGAGGUUGAUGAGGCCUUGCAGCAUCCACUCGGAGCCUCCAGUAGUACCGUGGCCCGUGGUUGUUGCUGUGGUCGGCCUCGCGUGGGCGGGCGGUGCCGUGGCGGAGUCUAAAGCUGCUCUGCUGGGGGGGCUUCACUGACCUGCUGCAUCCACUUCGUAGGACGUACUGGUUUCUUGUCACGGUGUAUGUAAGACUUGUGUGCUGGCUGUUGCUGGUACUGAGCUGCGAGUGUUUAUAAGAGUUCGAGGAACUCCCAUUGUUUUUUUUUUUAUUUGAUUUUUUCUUGCUGAGGAAGCGUCUAGUCUGUCUACGGACGCUCCGCGAAGUAUUGAUGUGUGUUAGAGUAGGUCUGUUAAACAAAGUACAUUUUUAAUAAAUAUUACCAACGAAAUUUACUUUUAUGCUGAUAACUUUAAUAAUCUCUGCUGCACUACUAUAAGUAAAGGUCAAAGCAAUGAUUGGGAGGACUCUAUAGCGGAGUAGUAAGCAAACUGGUUAAUUAAUGUACGGCCCCCGAAAGGAUGAGGAUAGACUGCAGCAGCCUCGAUACAGAUGCAGCCAUCACCGCUGUAGGAUGCACCGGUCGCGGUUAGGAUUGCUUUGUUCCACUAA
Eriocheir sinensis (Chinese mitten crab) is the source of this 8290-nucleotide messenger RNA. Its product is annotated as nephrin-like. Gene Ontology annotation, cellular component: cell-cell junction. The record is from RefSeq and is a predicted model, not a curated record. Gene Ontology annotation, biological process: cell-cell adhesion. Gene Ontology annotation, molecular function: cell adhesion molecule binding. The transcript is spliced from 25 exons. Lineage: Eukaryota; Metazoa; Arthropoda; Malacostraca; Decapoda; Varunidae. Bases 685 to 6492 code for a protein of 1935 amino acids.